AUGACGUGGACCAUUCGAGACAAGAUCCCGACGCUCACAUUAUGCGACAUAUUCUGCCACAUUGGAGCCAUCAUUGAGCAAGUGGUCUCGGUUCACUCAGGCCUUGGAUCCCUCAACAAGUUCGUCUUCGACAGGAAUGCCGCUAUCGGAGUCAAGGCCCCAGACAGGUACGAAGAGAUCGCAAGCAAAUACGAGUCCCAAGACCUAGCCACAUACCUACCAGAUGGCACCCACCCGACGAUCGUCGCGGGCUACAAGCAGAAACAGCGCGUCUACACGGCCGCGAUGCGCUCCCGGGUCGUAUCCUUCCUCGAGUACAUGAUGUCGGGCAGCCCGACCUACAGCCCACAGAACGUGCACCCGGUCAGCCGCGGGACCAUCGCGGGCAACACCACGGACCCGGAGGCGGAGGUGGUCGUCGGCUACCGCGCCGCGACCAACCUCGUCGACGUCGACCUCAUGGUCGAGCAGAUCAUGUUCUUCCGCCGGUUCAUGACCGCGGGGGUGUUGGCGCAGUACAACGCUACCGAGUCGGUGCCGGGCGCGGAGGUCCAGACAGGACGAGCAGCUCGCCGAGUGGACACGGGGUUCUAUCGUGCCGAGCGUAAUCUCAGCGUGCCGGACGCGAGUAUCAUGCCGACUAUCGUGGGCAGCACGACGAGCAUGACGGUCUAUACUGUUGCUGAGAAGUCCGCUGAUAUUAUCAAGACUCGGACAGAGGUGUGA
Messenger RNA from Phialemonium atrogriseum, 726 nucleotides. RefSeq lists its product as uncharacterized. Gene Ontology annotation, molecular function: oxidoreductase activity; flavin adenine dinucleotide binding. The coding region runs from base 1 to 726 and encodes 241 amino acids. NCBI's taxonomy places the organism in Eukaryota, Fungi, Ascomycota, Sordariomycetes, Cephalothecales, Cephalothecaceae. The record is from RefSeq and is a predicted model, not a curated record. The transcript is spliced from 4 exons.